Electrophorus electricus (electric eel) is the source of this 4851-nucleotide messenger RNA. RefSeq names its product ubiquitin specific peptidase 8 (gene usp8). NCBI's taxonomy places the organism in Eukaryota, Metazoa, Chordata, Actinopteri, Gymnotiformes, Gymnotidae. The record is from RefSeq and is a predicted model, not a curated record. Gene Ontology annotation, biological process: protein deubiquitination. Gene Ontology annotation, molecular function: cysteine-type deubiquitinase activity.
AAUCAGCUGUGAAGUGUUGAGCAACUCAAGCUCUGUUAAUCUGAGCAUUGUUUAGAUGUUGUUAACGCUCACUUGGCUGGUCAGUGGUUUUUGCUUUGUUCUGACACUUAUACCGCUAAUGAGGAUGUAACGUGAUAUUUUUGCCGUGAGCUGUGAUCCAAACGCAAGCUACAAAAUGCCUGCGGUGUCCACUGGAGUGAAAGACUUGUACCUAUCAACGUCUCUAGGAGAUCUGAACAAGAAGGCAGAGAUUAAGCUGGACAAAGUUAGCACAAGACACUAUGUGCAGAGUGCUUGUAAGAUCUUUAAGGCAGCAGAGGAAUGCCGUCUGGAGCGCGAUGAGGAGAAAGCCUACGUCCUCUACAUGAAGUACCUGACUGUGUAUGACCUUAUCAAGAAGAGGCCAGACUUCAAGCAACAGCAGGACUUCUUCCUGUCAAUGCUUGGCCCGACGAGUUUUAAGAAAGCGAUCGAGGAAGCUGAGAAGCUCUCAGAGAGCCUGAAGCUCAGGUAUGAAGAGGUGGAGGUGCGGAAAAAGCUUGAAGAGAGAGAAAAGAGGGAAGAGGAGAGACGAGAGGAAAAGCCAGAGAAAGAUGGAAGAGGAGCUUCAUGCAAAGCAACAGAAAAAAGGAAGGAUAAUAAAAAGGCAAAAGGGGAACGGAAUGACCCAAAGAGUGUGUCCUGCACAGUGCCACCCAGUGGAGGUUUUAGUGCACAGCAGUUGUACAAUAUGAUACUGGACCCGGAGAUGAGUGUGCUGGUGAUGGAUGCUCGAAGACUUGCAGAUUUUGAGGAGUCACACAUGAUGAUUUCUGGUCAGAACUGCAUUAGUGUUCCAGAAGAGGCCAUCAGCCCUGGGAUCACGGUGAACCAGGUGGAGGUGAAGCUGCCAGUGUCCUCCCUGCCCCAGUGGAGGCAGCGGGGCUGUGUGGACUACAUCGUCCUGCUGGACUGGUUCAGCUGUGUAUCUGACCUCAAAAUGGGCACCACGCUACAGAGCCUGAAAGAUGCGCUGUAUAAGUGGGACAGCGUGACUAUCCUGCGCAGUGAACCCCAGAUCCUGGAGGGUGGAUAUGAGAACUGGUUACUCUUUUACCCCAUGUUCACCACCAACUCCAAAAUCAAACCACCCAGACAACGUACAGUGAAUCCACUGCCACAGCUGAAUUUCAGCUACCCCUGCCUGGAGGAGUCUCCACCCAAGAGUGUGAAUGUGUGCGUGAGUGAUAGAGAGGACGAAGUGGCUCCUGUGCAGGUUAACGGAAAGAUCUCUGUGGAAACCGCACAAGUGGAGCCCGUGGGACCUGAUACACAAGACCCCACACCCACACCAUCAUCACAGCCUAGUGUGAGCUCAGCCAGUAUAUCCAACCAAAAGCAACCUGUUGCUACAGCAAAGCCUAUCCCCCAGAUUGACCGUUCCAAAAAGCCAUCUGUUAAAACUUCGCAUGGCGGUAUGGGGAGCGAUGAGGGCACAGUUAAGGAUGCUCCUGUUCCCGCAGCGUUGAACGGGCCAGUGGUUCCAGAUCGCUCGGUCAAACCGACUCUGGAGGCAGCCGGCGGUCCGGCCCAGGGCGAGAAGAGGGAAAGUCACGGAGACAGAGAGAGAAAGAAGCAAGAUGAAGAGGACGAGAGGAAAGAGCGUGAGCGGCAAGCGAGUGAAGAGAGAGGAGCAGCAGAGAAACGACUGGGAGAAGAGAAGAAGAACGAGGAAGAGGAGGAGCAGAGACAGGAGAGAUGGAAGCUCGAGCAACAGAAAGCAGAGGAGGACCGGGGAACGGAGGAGAGAGGAACGACAGGAACCAAGGAGCAAACACUAGAUGGUCAGAUGAAGAGUAUGUCUCUGGACUCUCCUCUCCCCAACACCACUGUCUCAGAGAUCAAGCGGGAUACUCUGACCCGUGCCCGGAGUGAAGAGAUGGGGCGAACAGUGCCUGGUUUACCAGAUGGCUGGAUGAAGUUCCUGGACACAGUGACUGGAACGUAUAGGUACUAUCACUCUCCUACCAACCGCGUGCACCUGUACCCCCCUGAGGUUAGCAUCCCCCAGACUCCUCCGGCCACGCCUCCCACCCCCAAACAGAAGCCCCCCAGCACUGGAGUCACGCAGAAGGAGAAGGAGAAAGAGAAGGAGCGAGAGAGGGAGAGAGAGCGGGAGCAGUCCAAACUCAAGCGCUCUUACUCCUCUCCCGACAUCAGCCAGGACCUGCGCACAGAAGGACGCAGGAAGCCAGCUCAGAUGCCCACAGUGAACAGAGACACUAAACCCCUCACUGCCACCACGUAUGCUAAAGCUGAGAUUGCCCGACCCUCUGCUGCUAAGAUUAGGAACAUGAACCCAGUGUUUGGAGGUUUGGGUCCAUCUCUGACAGGCCUCCGUAACCUGGGCAACACAUGUUACAUGAACUCCAUUUUGCAGUGUUUGUGUAACACUCCUGCCAUGGCAGACUACUUCAACCGCAACUGUUACCAGGAUGACAUCAACAGAUCAAAUAUUCUGGGCCAUAAGGGAGAGGUUGCAGAGGAGUUUGGCGCAAUUAUGAAAGCACUUUGGUCAGGACAGUUUAAGUACAUCAGUCCUCGAGACUUUAAAAUCACCAUCGGCAAAAUCAACGAGCAGUUCUCCGGCUACGAGCAGCAGGACUCCCAGGAGCUGCUGCUUUUCCUGAUGGAUGGCCUUCAUGAAGACCUCAACAAGGCAGAUAACCGUAAGUGCUGUAGGGAAGAGCCGAACGAUCAUCUGGAUGACUUGAAAGCUUCAGAAAUGGCGUGGAGUAAACACAAGCUUCUGAAUGAGUCCAUCAUCGUGGCUCUGUUCCAGGGCCAGUUCAAAUCCACCCUGCAGUGCCUCACCUGUCUGCACAAGUCCCGAACCUUUGAGACCUUCAUGUACCUGUCCCUGCCCCUGGCCUCUAGCAACAGAUGCUCUCUGCAGGACUGUCUGAAACUGUUCUCGAAGGAAGAGAAACUAACGGACAAUAACAAGGUGUACUGUCCACACUGCAAAGCCCAGAGGGAGUUCACCAAGAAGCUGGAGAUUUGGAAGGUUCCGCCCAUUCUGCUCGUGCACUUAAAACGGUUCUGGUAUGAGGGCCGCUGGAAGCAGAAACUUCAGACUUCGGUAGAUUUUCCUUUGGAGAAUCUGGACCUAUUGCAGUAUGUCAUCGGCCCCAAGAACAACUUGAAGAGAUACAACCUCUACGCUGUGUCUAAUCACUAUGGGGGACUAGAUGGGGGUCACUACACAGCGUUCUGCAAGAAUGCGGCUAGGCAGCACUGGUUUAAGUUUGAUGACAAUGAGGUGUCCGAGAUCUCCGCAUCCUCUGUCAAAUCCUCUGCUGCAUACAUCUUCUUCUACUCCUCCCUCUGAUCCAGGCCCACUGUCACCAUGGCGACCAGUUGCACCUAUGUUUGGAGGGCUGCUGUGGGUGGUGCUUAAACCCUCCCCUCCCCUGCAAGGAUAAGGAGCUGAUUGAAGGGGUUUUUACUAAGAAUGGAGAUGUGAAAGAUCACACCCAUCUCGCACUAUCGUCUCUUUUUGCUCUCUCUGUUUCAGUAGAGAACCUAAACCAUUUUUAUUCCUGACAGUAGGAAGCGGAAUUCUCUGUCUGCUUUUGCCUCUGGACACACCCAGAAGGUGGAACAUGUUCACGUGUGGCCCGGCGCGGCCUGGUCCUCAGGGUCUGGAACCUUCGGACCCUUUCGUAUGUCUGAGAAAGUCUGAUCUCCAUAGCCAGACCAAACACUUCUACUUGUCUUUUUUGAGGUUGGUUACGGCCUGAGUGCUGAACAUCUGGUCAGGUGUGGCUGUGUUAGCUCUGGCUGUGUGAGACCAUCAGAAAGCCUUUAGGUAUAGCUGGCUUAUUGCUUUAGUUUCCACUAAAACUCCAAUAGGGUAAUGGAAAAAGUCAGGCAGAGCUCUUUCACAUUCAGCAUGUUUAUACAGCUUGUGCAGACAUGAUUUUAGUUCUGGUUUUUAAAGUGACCAAAUCCUUUCUCAGUGUCUGAGUGUAGGCCGGGUCUGCUGGGUUACAGCAGAAGCUCGGAGUGCGGAGUCUCCUGAGUCUGGACUGGACUCAAUUAAACAGGCUUCUCUCGCUAUCAUUUAAUGUAUCCUGAGCCAUUAAUCUCAUUUGAUUCUUUAAAAUGAUGGGUGUGUAGGGUGGUGUUAUAUCAGCAUAUAGUUCAUUAUAUCACUUAUCACCAAAUGAUGCUCUUCCAUAUAAAAUCCUCCAAUGAGCAGCAUAGUCUGGCUCAUUUUCUAACCUAAUGCAGUGAUCACACACAGACUUACAACUGAAUUUACAGUACAAACUAAAAUGUGUUAAUACACUACCGUAGCUAUGCGGUCCUUCCUGGCCUUUGAGCAGAGCAUAGCAUAUUUAGUUAAGGAUAGUAACUUUACGUAAGACUAGGGAAUCACAUGCAGCAGAGGUUGAUUGCUGUGUAGGUGUUUGCUAAGUCCACCCAUCUUAAAGUGGGUGUUAAGUGCUCCAAGCCUCUUUAGAACCCUGCCACCAUCUUGCAGUGCUGGCUUUGCUUCCUCUCCAGUUUGCCUUUGGUCAACAUUUCCCAUGAGUCCUGAGAGGAAAACACUCCCAGCCAGCAGGGGGAGCCAGACAUUCACCAGUCCACUGUUCUUGGUCAAACAGCAAACAUGUUUCUAACGUAAACUGCCAUUUUCUGCUGGCUCCUAAGUACACGUGUGGGUUUGCAGAUGUAGGGAGCUGGCAUGGGAUGUUGGGGUUGGCGUUGGGGUUGGCGGGGGAGCUGCUGUUUUUCUGUUUGGGGAGCAGGGUCAGUGAGGAGGAAGUCCUAGGGCUUCCCCAGUGGAACCCCCCCCCCCCCCCC